Molecule: messenger RNA, 1510 nt
Organism: Rhipicephalus sanguineus (brown dog tick)
Lineage: Eukaryota; Metazoa; Arthropoda; Arachnida; Ixodida; Ixodidae
Product: tubulin beta chain
Exons: 7
Coding region: 89-1429 (446 amino acids)
Biological process (GO): mitotic cell cycle; microtubule cytoskeleton organization
Cellular component (GO): microtubule; cytoplasm
Molecular function (GO): GTP binding; GTPase activity; structural constituent of cytoskeleton
Source: RefSeq, a predicted model, not a curated record
UACCCUUUCCCCUCCGUUGCGCCGGCAGUCACCAUCUUUGCGCUCGCCGUGUAGUGUCUCGUUCGAAUCUUCAUUCAACUCUUUCAAGAUGCGUGAGAUAGUGCACAUUCAGGCUGGCCAGUGCGGAAAUCAGAUCGGAGCGAAGUUUUGGGAGGUUAUCUCGGAUGAACAUGGCAUCGACCCCACCGGAACUUACCAUGGAGAUUCGGACCUUCAGUUAGAACGAAUCAAUGUGUACUACAAUGAAGCCUCUGGAGGUAAAUACGUGCCUCGUGCCAUUCUGGUGGACUUGGAACCUGGCACCAUGGACUCUGUACGGUCUGGGCCAUUUGGACAGCUCUUCCGGCCCGACAACUUUGUGUUCGGCCAGAGUGGCGCCGGCAACAACUGGGCAAAGGGUCACUACACUGAAGGUGCCGAAUUGGUGGACUCUGUUCUUGAUGUUGUUCGCAAGGAAGCAGAAAGCUGUGACUGCCUGCAAGGAUUUCAGCUUACCCAUUCUCUGGGUGGUGGUACUGGAUCCGGCAUGGGUACACUUCUCAUCUCCAAAAUUCGGGAAGAGUAUCCUGAUCGCAUCAUGAACACGUUCAGUGUUGUGCCCUCGCCAAAGGUUUCAGACACUGUUGUUGAACCCUACAAUGCCACCCUUUCUGUGCACCAGCUGGUAGAGAACACUGAUGAAACCUACUGCAUUGAUAAUGAGGCUCUCUAUGACAUUUGCUUCAGAACCCUCAAACUCACCACUCCAACCUAUGGAGAUCUCAACCACCUAGUUUCAGCAACAAUGUCUGGUGUUACAACUUGUCUGAGGUUCCCGGGCCAGCUCAAUGCUGACUUGCGCAAACUCGCUGUGAACAUGGUGCCCUUCCCACGUCUCCACUUCUUCAUGCCUGGCUUCGCACCACUGACGUCGCGAGGAAGCCAGCAGUACAGAGCGCUGACUGUGCCAGAAUUGACACAGCAGAUGUUCGAUGCAAAGAACAUGAUGGCUGCCUGUGAUCCGCGCCACGGCCGCUACCUCACAGUUGCUGCAGUAUUUAGGGGCCGCAUGAGCAUGCGGGAAGUUGAUGAGCAGAUGCUCAAUGUGCAGAACAAGAAUUCCAGCUUUUUUGUUGAGUGGAUCCCCAACAAUGUCAAGACUGCAGUGUGCGACAUUCCACCCCGCGGCCUCAAGAUGUCUGCAACAUUCAUCGGCAACAGCACUGCCAUCCAGGAGCUGUUCAAGAGAAUCUCUGAGCAAUUCACUGCCAUGUUCAGGCGCAAGGCUUUCCUUCACUGGUACACUGGAGAAGGCAUGGAUGAGAUGGAGUUCACGGAGGCAGAGUCGAACAUGAAUGACCUGGUUUCAGAGUAUCAGCAGUACCAGGAGGCGACAGCUGAUGAGGAGGGAGAAUUUGAAGAUGAAGAGGAGGCCCAAGCAGAAGCCUAAGCAUGCAGAUUUUUUUUUUGUCAGAGUUGAUUUUUUUUUCUUUGCUGGAACAAUAAAGUUUUUAUUUAACAUUGUUCCUCA